Messenger RNA from Heterocephalus glaber (naked mole-rat), 617 nucleotides. RefSeq names its product resistin (gene Retn). The record is from RefSeq and is a predicted model, not a curated record. Gene Ontology annotation, molecular function: hormone activity. Gene Ontology annotation, cellular component: extracellular region. Lineage: Eukaryota; Metazoa; Chordata; Mammalia; Rodentia; Bathyergidae.
AGCAACCAGCGAGGGGGCUGUAGGCCCCUCUUGGCCCCCGAUGUGGGCAGGCAGGCCGGGCCAGGGCCAAGGCGCUUAUUAGCGUGGCAGGAAGUUCAGACCCGACCCAGAGGCCUCCAGGCAGAGCAACAGGGAUUUGCGCCCCAGAGUGGCCUGGGUCUCGCGAGUUCCGAGUGGCACCUGCACCAUGAAGGCUGUCUCCCUCCUCCUCCUCGCCCUGGGGCUGCUGGUGUCCCGAGGGUCACUGUGUUCCAUGGACGAAGCCAUCGAUCGGAAGAUCAAAGAGCAAACCAGCUCCCUAAUUUUAGAGGCUCUCGAGAAGGCAGACCUGGACUGCAGAAGCGUCACCUCCACGGGGGACCUGGCCACCUGUCCCGCAGGCUUCGCGGUCACCAGCUGCGCCUGUGGCAUGGGCUGUGGCUCCUGGGACGUGCGCGCCCAGACCACGUGUCACUGCCAGUGCGCCCGCAUGGACUGGACCGCAGUGCGCUGCUGCCGCCUGCAGAUGGCCUCCUGAGCCUGGGGGCGCCGCGGAGGGGCUUGGGGGGCUGAGGAAGCAGGGCCGAGCCUGGGAGGGGGGCUGGAAAUAAACCCGGAGCUGAUGCUCACGCCGAGCA